AACCUACAAGAGGAGUUUGGCAUGACUAUCAGUAAGCAGACUACCUACGAGGUCGUAAUCGAAGACGUAGAAUAUCUCCGUCACGGCGAUAAGCCCUUCCAGGCGCGGCUCUUCAAGCCCCAGGGAGACGGACCCUUCCCGGUAAUGAUCGAACUGCACGGCGGCGCCUGGGUGAAUGGCAGCCGCGAUAGCGGCGACGUCGGUAACGAAGCCCUGGCCGGCAACGGCAUAAUCGUCGCGGCCCUGGACUUCCGCGUUCCGCCGGAAGCUUCGUAUCCCGCUUCCUUCCAGGACAUCCACUACGGCAUCCGCUGGGCCAAGGCCUACGCCGCCGAAUGGAACGGCAACCCGAACAGCAUCGGCGCCAUGGGCACUUCCAGCGGCGCCCACCAGGCCAUGCUUUUGGGCAUGCGGCCCUCCGACGCCCGCUACUCGGCCCUAUCCCUCACCAAUGGCGCAUCCGAUGUGGACGGCACCCUGGGUUGUGUGAUCAUGGUCUCUCCGGUAAUCGAUCCGCUGGGACGCUAUCACUACGCCAAGGGUAUGCGGGAAGACAUCAAGCCCCCCGAGUCAGUCGGCGAGCGCACCGCCUCCAUGCAUGACAUGUACUGGGUGACCGAAGAGGCAAUGGCCGAGGCUGCCCCGGCCCGCGCGCUGGCCCGUGGCGAGAAGACCGACCUCCCGCCCACACUGUGCCUGGCCCGCCUCUACGAGGCAGCGCAUCCCCGCCCGGACCUUGACGAGUUCAUCUCCCAGUACCGCAACGCCGGCGGGAGUAUUGACGUGACGAUCUUCGAAGGCGAAGGCGAAGGAGUGCUGCGGGACCUUUCCUCGGACGUAGCGCAGCAAGCCCUCGAACAGAUGACCGCGUUCAUCAAUCAGCACCUCGGGUAA
Geodia barretti is the source of this 894-nucleotide messenger RNA. The record is from the annotation of a GenBank genome assembly. Lineage: Eukaryota; Metazoa; Porifera; Demospongiae; Tetractinellida; Geodiidae.